CGUAAUUAUUAUUACGUGAUGGCAACUGGCUCCCACUACACACAGCCCAUUAAACAUGUAUUUCUGAUCUAGGGCAGACCGCUAAACACUACCGAGAAGCUGUCAGUCUGACGGAGGGCGGUUUCGUUAUAUGUGAGCCGAGGUUUGUGAGGUUGAGUGAUUGGUAAAUGGAGGAGUCCUUCCAAGAAGCGCGCUAGAAAGCGAUGCCACCGGUUUGUCUUCGACUAGAACUUUUUUGGGGGGGUUGUAGCAUAGACUGUAUAAAACAGGGUUGUAGUCAAUUUUAUUUGAUCGCUGAGCAAAUCAAUCAGCAGCGGAGGUGAAGACGCCGGGGUGCUUUCUGCUGCUCAUCCCAGCUUGUCUGUGUUGUGAGCUCAGGCGGACCGCCCCUCCACCCACCUCAAGAUGCACAUGAAUAACUUAUUAAACCAGUGCACGGAGAUCUCCAAGAUGUGUGAGGUGGAUGUUUCGUCUGAGCCCACCAGCCCGAUGCUGUAUAGAGAGUCUUCUGAUACAUACUGCCAUGUGGACCGCUGGCAGAGGCUACGCACAGCCGUCCGCAAGCUAGAAUUCUGGGAGAACUUCACACAUGAGCUGAUUGGCAGUGGCUUCUUCUCAAAAGUUUACAAGGUAAUCCACAAUACCACACGGAAGGUGAUGGUAGUAAAGAUCUAUAAGAAUGAUGUUGAUCAGGACAGCAUUGUACGAGAAAUCAGUCUUCUGCAGAAACUCUCACACCCCAACAUAGUGAGGUAUCUGGGUAUUUGUGUCAAAGAGGACAAGUUGUACCCAAUUUUGGAGUAUGUUAGUGGAGGAUGUUUAGAGGAGCUGUUGGCCAGGAAAGAUGUGCCUCUAUGCUGGAGGGAGAAAGUAGACCUGGCCUCUGACAUCACCAGAGGGAUGAUUUACCUCCACUACAAGAACAUCUACCACAGAGAUCUGAACUCUAAGAACUGUCUAAUAAGGGUGACAGCGAGAGGCAGAGAAGCUCUGGUCACUGAUUUUGGUUUGGCUCGAGAGGUGGUUGAACUUCCUGCAAAGGACAGAAAGCUUUCACUUGUGGGUUCUGCUUUUUGGAUGGCCCCCGAGAUGCUGCGCGGGGAGCCAUACGACCGCAAGGUGGAUGUGUUCUCUUUUGGAAUUGUUUUGUGUGAAAUUCUGGCUAGGGUCCCAGCAGACCCAGAAAUCCUUCCAAGAACACAGGACUAUGGCCUGGACGUGUCAGCAUUCAGGAAAAUGGUCAGUGAUUGUCCUGAGUGUCUUUUGGAGCUGGCAGCCAGCUGCUGUCCGAUAGAGGCUUUCCGAAGACCCUCUUUCACAGAGCUUCAAGACAAGCUGGGCGAAAUCGCUGAGACUUUGGAGUGUCUUCACAAUGAUCUCACCACAAGCUGAUCUGCGGCACAUCCUCUGGUAUCCCAUCAGCCCUGCAAAUGGACACAAGCAGCUGGAGUUCUGUACAUUAACUUUAGCACAAUGACAAAUGCAACAGAACUGCAGAUUUAUCUAUGGGCUGUUUGCAUUGAAAGUGCAAAAUAAGGAAAAGGUCGCCAUUUACUUAAUGCAAGUAGCUAGAUGGCCUACAAUUCAAUGCUACACAGCUGUACAUUUUAUAUACUGUGCAAUAUAUAGUAAUAGUCUACCAAGAGAAAUGCAGUGUCAUAAUUUCAAACCUACUGCUAUUUCUGUUUUGUAGAUGAAUCAUUUUAUAUUGAAAAACAAUGCUAAAAUAGGUUUUGAGGUUUAGAUAACCAUUGAUAAAAGGACUAACUUGAGGGUCACAGGUUUUAAAUAAUCAAAUAAUAUUUUCGUAGGUUUCAGUAUAUCGAUACUUGAUUAAAAUUAAAUUGUACAAGAGAAAGUAAUUUAUUUUGGUACCAGCUGCCCAAAUAGGAAAAAGUGCAUUUGUAUUGCUGACUUUUUUUGAAAAGUGACAUAUUUGAAAGUACUUGAUACAUAAGCAAGCACUCGUCACUUGUGGUUUUGCCUCCACUCUGAGCUGAGCUGCUGAUUUUUGGAAACUCCCCAUAAGACCCAGCUGCCACCACAGGAUGUGGCCAUUUCCUGCCUUCAAGAGCCUUGGUGUUGCCGCUGCAGUUUUAUAGUGCUCUCAUUGUGCCGAGUGUUUGUGAAACCUUAUAAUUUUUCUCUUCAACAUCAAAACAAAAGCUUAAAUGUUUCAUGUUUUAACGCUUUUAGUUUACUUGUUUGCCAUGUGUUGUGAAUUUCUGUACUCGCACGUAUCAGAAGUGUGAGCUGGCACCGGUCCGACUCCAAUAAACAGUGACACCAAACCCUUUCUCUGGACACAUUAUGUCAUAAUGGCUGAAUAAGAAAUGUGAGAUUAAAUGUUUAAGACCAUCCAGCUGUAGUAUUAUUUACAAAGCAAAAACGAUAUUUCUAGCCAAUUUCAAAUGCAUAACUUGGCACUGUUGAUUUGUACGUGUUCAUAUUUUUUUUCUUGGUAUUGUGUUUUUAAUAUUUAUAAGUACUGCAUAGCUGUUAAGUUUUUUUAAAUCACCAGUUUUGAUGCCUGUGAAUUGCCUCCUGAACAUCAUUCCAGUUAACUUUAACAAAAUCUACAUUCUGUGCCUCAAAGAGGAAGCUCGAGAAUCUUGUGGUGAGAAGUGUCACGCUAACCUCAUAUUUCUGAAACAGUCUGUAUAGUCUGAAUCUUUGUGGUUUGUAGUGUUUU
This is a messenger RNA of Sinocyclocheilus grahami, 2692 nucleotides long. RefSeq names its product dual specificity testis-specific protein kinase 2. Gene Ontology annotation, cellular component: cytoplasm; nucleus. Gene Ontology annotation, biological process: protein phosphorylation; actin cytoskeleton organization. Lineage: Eukaryota; Metazoa; Chordata; Actinopteri; Cypriniformes; Cyprinidae. Gene Ontology annotation, molecular function: protein serine/threonine kinase activity; ATP binding. The transcript has 10 exons. The record is from RefSeq and is a predicted model, not a curated record. The coding region runs from base 406 to 1392 and encodes 328 amino acids.